This is a messenger RNA of Dujonia railenensis, 963 nucleotides long. The record is from the annotation of a GenBank genome assembly. NCBI's taxonomy places the organism in Eukaryota, Fungi, Ascomycota, Pichiomycetes, Serinales, Debaryomycetaceae.
AUGUCCACCAAUUCAAUCAAGCUCCUUGCGAGUGACAUGCACCGUGGGUUAGCAGAACUUGUUGCUAAGCGUCUUGGAUUAAGAUUAACCCCCUCUGAACUAAAGAGAGACUCAACUGGUGAAGUCCAAUUCUCCAUUGGUGAAUCAGUUAGAGAUGAGGACAUAUUUAUAAUUUGCCAGAUCGGAUCGGGUGUCGUUAAUGACAGAGUCAUUGAGCUCUUAAUUAUGAUCAAUGCUUGUAAGACGGCCAGUGCCAGAAGAAUCACCGUAAUUUUACCUAAUUUCCCAUAUGCUAGACAAGACAGAAAGGACAAGUCCAGAGCACCAAUUACUGCCAAGUUGAUGGCUGAUAUGUUGACCACUGCUGGAUGUAACCAUGUCAUCACUAUGGACUUACACGCAUCUCAAAUUCAAGGGUUUUUCGAUGUGCCUGUUGAUAACUUGUACGCUGAGCCUUCAGUUGUCAGGUAUAUUAAGGAGUCUAUAAAUUACAAAGAUGCCAUCAUUAUCUCUCCGGAUGCUGGUGGUGCCAAGAGAGCUGCUGGUUUAGCAGACAGAUUGGACUUGAACUUUGCACUUAUACAUAAGGAAAGAGCACGUGCUAAUGAAGUCUCCAGAAUGGUUCUUGUUGGUGAUGUUACUGACAAAAUAUGUGUUAUUGUGGACGAUAUGGCUGAUACUUGUGGUACCUUGGCCAAGGCAGCCGAGGUUUUAUUGGACAAUGGUGCACAAGAAGUCAUCGCCAUUGUAACCCAUGGAAUCCUUUCUGGUAACGCUAUCAAAAAUAUAAACAAUUCCAAAUUAAGCAAGGUCAUUUGCACGAACACAGUUCCAUUUGAAGAAAAGUUGAAGUUGUGUCCGAAAUUGGACGCCAUAGAUGUGUCCGCCGUGCUAGCAGAAGCAGUGAGAAGAUUGCACAAUGGGGAAAGUAUUUCUUAUUUAUUCAAGAACGCUCCAUUGUAA